GGGGAGCGAGGAGACUGAGGAAGGGGUUCGGCCGUCAGCCGCCCCAAAUAUUCAGAAAAGAAGCGCAGGGAAUCAAACGAGAAGAAAUCAUGGCCGAGUGGCCGACUACCUGCUCCGACACCAAAAGUCAACUCUUUGGUUGGUUCUUCUUAUGGAUCAGUCCACCGGAGACCCGGAGCCCAACCCCACUACUGCAUCCAUUCCAAGAAACGCCAAGCAAUGGGCACCCUCGCCGCCGUCCUCCUCCUGGCCGGCCUGCUCGCCGCGCUCGCGUACGUGCUGCGCGUGGCCCACUCCCUCCUCUGGGUCCCGUACCGCCUGGAGCGCCGCUUCCGCCGGCAGGGCAUCCGGGGGCCCCCGCGCAGGCUGGUCGUCGGGAACGGGUCCGACUGGGUAGCCCUCCUCGCCGCCGCCAAGUCCACGCCGCUCGCUUCUUUCCACCACGCCGUCAUCGACCGCGUCGCGCCGCACUACCGCGUCUGGCCGGCGCAGUACGGCUGGCCGUUCGUGUUCUGGCUAGGGCCCCGGCCGCGGCUGGUGAUCUCCGGCCCGGAGGUCGCCAAGACCGUGCUGACCGACUCCACGGGGGCCUUCAACAAGGCUACUACCGGCGGCACCAACCCGCAAGCUCGGCAACUCAUCGGCGAGGGGCUCGUGGGGCUCACCGGGGAGACGUGGGCGCACCACCGCCGUGUCAUCGCGCCCGCCUUCAACAUGGAGAGGGUCAAGGGCUGGAUACCAGAAAUGUCAUCUAUCAUCUCAUCCAUGCUGGAUAAAUGGGAAGUCCAAGGAAAAACCCGCACUGAGUUUGAGAUCGAUGUGCAUCAAGAAUUCCACACUUUGGGUGGGGAUGUACUUUCCUGCGUAGCAUUCGGAAGUAGCUAUGAGGAAGGAAAACGAGUUUUUCAAUUGCAAGAAGAGCAGAUAGAACUUGUUAUCCUUGCAAUGAGAACCUUUUACUUUCCUGGCUUUAGGUUUAUACCGACAAAGAAGAACCGAAGACGUAAUUACCUAAACCAGGAAAUCCGGAGUUCUCUGCGCAAAUUGAUUGAGAUCAAUGGAACGAAGUGUGAAGAUUCCAAAAAUUUGCUUGGCUUGAUGCUAUCAGCCAGCAAAACUGACAACGGGUUUAAAAUGGGAGUCGAAGAGAUCAUUGAUGAGUGCAAGACGUUUUACUUUGCCGGUAAAGAAACAACCGCAAAUUUGUUGACAUGGGCAAUGCUUUUGCUGGCAUUGCAUAAAGAAUGGCAAGACAAGGCCCGAGAUGAAGUCCAUCAAGUAUGUGGCAAGUACGAGCACCCAAGCGCAGAAAACCUGAGCGGUCUCAAAAUUGUAAAUAUGGUGUUGAAGGAGACCCUCAGGCUAUAUCCUCCAGCUUCAUUUGUGAACAGGACAACCACUAAGGAUGUCAAGCUGGGCAAACUCGACAUCCCUGCCGGCACGCAACUCAAUCUGCCUAUUAUUGACAUUCACCAUGAUGUUGACAUAUGGGGCGCUAACGCAGAGGAGUUCGAUCCAUCGAGGUUUGCAGAUGGCAAGAGCUAUCACCUUGGUGCGUACUUUCCCUUUGGGAUUGGUCCUGCCAUCUGCGUUGGUCAGAAUCUCGCGAUGGUUGAGGCAAAGCUGGCGCUUGCAAUGGUCCUCCAGAGGUUUGCAUUUGAUGUCUCGCCAUCCUAUGUUCAUGCUCCGAUGACUGUGAUGACCCUCCAACCCCAGUACGGCGCUCAAGUUCUUGUCCGCAAGGUCUGAACCUUGUGUGGCGCUGUAUAUGGAACUGUGAGGUUUGACGACAAGGUAUAUUUAUCGCCAUGUCUCCUGUAUAUGCGUAGAUAUUGUGAGCAACUUGGAAGAGGAGGCUCUCAACCUGUCUGAAUUUUAUCUUGAAACUGUGUAUCGAAAAGGAGGUAUAUGUUUUGCGCCAAUAAUGUAUCUGUACUGUGGGAAAUUUGGAAGGAGGAUGUGUUGAAACUGUGUAGAGAAAAAAAAGAAUCUUAGCGACAGUAAUUUAUAUGCGUAUUGUGAAUAAUUUGGAAAGAGGCUCUGAACUUGUCUGAAUUUCGUCUUGACA
Lolium perenne is the source of this 2068-nucleotide messenger RNA. Its product is annotated as cytochrome P450 CYP72A616. The record is from RefSeq and is a predicted model, not a curated record. Gene Ontology annotation, molecular function: iron ion binding; monooxygenase activity; heme binding. Lineage: Eukaryota; Viridiplantae; Streptophyta; Magnoliopsida; Poales; Poaceae.